CUUUGCUAAUUAUUUUGUUUACAAAAAUAAAUGCUGACUCACGGACUGACGCACAAAUGUUUUGAUACCUAGUUGAUAAAUCUAAGCUCCUCAUGAAUCGGUCAUUUUGCUUAGCCGCUGUCUUACUAGCUGAGCAUCCACACAUACCCAUAAUGGUGGGGAGUAAUUUCCCAAUUCUCAAUCAUCAGAAGCUAGUGAAUUUUAAGGAAUUCAGGUUUAAAGAAUCUCCCGUGUAUGCCGAACUGCCGAUAGACGAAAAUCCAGUCUACAAUGAGCCUGUGGCUGUGAAAAAUGCAGUCUUUUCCAAGGUGCCCACCGAACCUUUAACCGGGAAGCUUCACUUAGUGUGUGCGUCAGAGGACUGUCUCACCAACAUCCUCGAUCUGGACCCAGCCUGCGCAGAGACCGAGGAGUUCAUCGACUUCAUUGCUGGGAGGUAUCUGCCUGAUGGAGGACUGACUGUCUGUCACAGGUGA
Messenger RNA from Ostrinia furnacalis (Asian corn borer), 476 nucleotides. RefSeq lists its product as uncharacterized. The transcript is spliced from 2 exons. The record is from RefSeq and is a predicted model, not a curated record. The coding region runs from base 93 to 476 and encodes 127 amino acids. Lineage: Eukaryota; Metazoa; Arthropoda; Insecta; Lepidoptera; Crambidae.